AUGGAUGUGUUCUCCGUACAUGAGUUAGACGAUAUGAUAAAGGAGAUAGGUUAUAUCAACGGUGAGCCUAUCUACUACCACUUCUUGAUUCCAGAGAUUGAAAUCGAUUAUGGGUUACUUCCUUUAGGUAAUGACUCAGACGUACUUUUGUUAAGUAAGCAUGUCGCUAAUCAUAAAGAGAUUAAGGUGUAUACUGAACAUGGAACUACUAGACUCCAUACAUACUUUAUGUCUCCAAAUAAGGUCUUAUUGGAAGAAAUCAAUGAGCCUAUUUCUCCGGAACUCAAUCGAAAAAAGUUUACAAGUACUGAGGUUGGACAUUUUGAUAGAGAUGUAUUGAAAGAUGUUGGAGUUCAGCCUGCAAGUGAGGAGCUUAACAAAGCCCAAGAUGUUGGACCUUCAGAAGACUUUGAUCCUUUCUUUUAUAUGGAUCAUAAUGAUUACCAACAGAUGGGGGACGAUGAUUACCAACAGAUGGGGGACAAUGAAGAAAUUGGAGAUGCUAUUAGUGAUGAGACUAGUACCAAUGGAAGUAUAAGCGAGGAUAGUGACUUUUUAGUGGAUGAACUUAAUAUGGUGGAGGAUGUCGAAGUGAAUAUGAAAGACUUCCACAGUGGUGUUUAUUCUUUUCCAAAUCUAGAUAACCACCAAUCAUUCAAUGCACCUGAUGUCACAGUUGAUGACGAUUUGGAGGUGAUAGAUACACAGUUGUUUGAAUCAGCUGGUGUAGAAGAAGAUGAGAGGAAGAAGUUAAUGAGAAGGUUAAACAAACCAACCACGUGUUCAUCAGGAGUAGUACAUGAAACUGCAUUCUAUCUGGGUCAAAUAUUUAAGUCCUCAUCAGAAGCAAAGGACUACAUUAAAAUGCAUUCAAUUCGAACUAGGAGAAACAUUUAUUUUGCAAAAAAUGAUAAACAAAGAAUUCGGGCAAAAUGCAGGGGUGUGGUCCCAGAAAUGACAGGUGGGCCAUGGACAAAAAGUAGAAUCAAAUGCAAGGACAAAACAGUAAGUUCACAAAAAGCAACAUGCCCUUGGGUGGUAUUAAUUUCUAGAUCUGAUGAAGAAAGCGAUUGGAUGGUGAAAACUUUGGUUCAUGAGCAUAGAUGUGUGCAGUCAAGAUCUAUUAAAGCGUGUACUUCUAAGUUUCUUGCAACCACCAUUCUUCAACAAGUGGAAGGAAACCCAACUAUCCCAGUCAAAGCUUUGCGUGUAGAGUUACAAAAGACAUACGAGGUGGGGAUGUCAAGAAUGAAGGUCUUUAGGGCUAAACAGCUUGCACAGAAACAUGUUCACGGAGAUUAUGAAAAGCAAUACAGCCUUCUCAGGGAUUAUGUACUAGAAUUACAAGAGUGCAACCCAGGAACAACUGUGAAGAUUGAUGUAUAUAGUGAACCAAAUGCAAACUUGGAAACUAGGAUGUUUAAGAGAAUUUAUGUCUGUUUAGGUGCAUUAAAACUGGGUUUUAAGGCAGGUUUAAGAGAUUUCUUAGGAUUCGAUGGGGCUUUCAUGAAGGGACCUUACCCUGGACAGGUUCUCACUGCUGUGGGUCUUGAUUCUAAUAAUGGGAUCUACCCACUAGCAUAUGCCAUAGUUGAAGCCGAGAACAAAAGCUCAUGGAGUUGGUUUCUAGAGUGUCUAGGUGAAGAUUUGGAGCUGUCUACAAAUUCAAACUUCACAUUUUUUUCUGACAGGCAAAAGGGGAUUUUACCUGCCAUUGCCAACCUAUUCCCUAGCGCUGAACACAGGUUUUGUUUAAGACAUAUUCACGAAAACAUGAAGCUACAAUGGAGGGGGAAGGAGCACAGAGAUCAUUUAUGGGAAUGUGCAUCAGCAACAACAGUUAGACACUUUGACAGAUUCAUGGAAGAUUUUAACAAGUUCAAUUCAAAGGAAGAGCACAUACAGAUAUUUUGUUGA
Lactuca sativa (garden lettuce) is the source of this 1917-nucleotide messenger RNA. The record is from RefSeq and is a predicted model, not a curated record. NCBI's taxonomy places the organism in Eukaryota, Viridiplantae, Streptophyta, Magnoliopsida, Asterales, Asteraceae.